This is a messenger RNA of Danaus chrysippus (African queen), 1536 nucleotides long. The record is from the annotation of a GenBank genome assembly. NCBI's taxonomy places the organism in Eukaryota, Metazoa, Arthropoda, Insecta, Lepidoptera, Nymphalidae.
AUGAGUAGUCGUGGUUUAUCUAAGAAGGAGAUAGAAGAAUUAAGGAAGAAAGAAGAAGAGGAAGCCGCGGCGCAUGUAUUCAAGGAAUUUGUUGAAACAUUCCAAGAAGUGCCGAGCACCACAUCCAAGGUCUGGGUCAAGGCUGGGACUUAUGAUGCUGGUGCAAGAAAGGAAGAUACAUCAGAGCGUGGUAAGCUGUACAAGCCCACGUCUCGCCUGGAGGAGAAGCGUAGUGCCAGCGAGGCAGAUGUUGUCAGAAGCCUGGCUCGGUCUGAACCGCCGGGACGACCCAAGAAGAAGAGCGGGGACAAGAAGAAGAGUAAUCUGGAGCUGUUCAAGGAGGAGCUCAGGCAGAUUCAAGAGGAGCGUUCGGAACGUCACAAGUAUAAGAACGUGCUGCGGGACCGAGGAGUGGUGGGUCCAGAACCAGUGAUGGAUGUGAUCCCCGACGUGGGGUCCUACGAUACUGGCGACCCUAACACUACCAACCUGUAUUUGGGGAACUUGAACCCGAAGAUAACGGAGCAGCAGUUGAUGGAGAUCUUCGGUCGUUACGGUCCGCUGGCCAGCAUCAAGAUCAUGUGGCCUCGCUCGGACGAAGAGAAGGCGCGCGGCAGGAACUGUGGCUUUGUGGCGUUUAUGAGUAGGAAAGACGGAGAGAGGGCGCUGCGGUGCAUCAAUGGCAAGGAGAUAAUGAACUAUGAGAUGAAGCUGGGUUGGGGCAAGGCGGUGGUGAUUCCUCCGGUGCCUAUCUACAUCCCGCCCUCCCUGCAGCAGCCCUGCAAGCCUCCCCCGCCCUCCGGACUGCCCUUCAACGCACAGCCGCCCAGGCAUCUCGCUAACAAGAUCCCGCGGAUCCGUCCCGGUGAAUACUACCCGAGCGACGCCGGGGACAAACAACUGUACGAUCAGAUAUUAUCCCAGUCCAUAGUGAAAGUCGUUAUUCCCACUGAAAGGAACAUCCUGAUGCUGAUCCACCGCAUGGUAGAGUUCGUGAUCCGCGAGGGUCCGAUGUUCGAGGCCAUCAUCAUGAACAAGGAGAUGAACAACCCCUACUUCCGGUUCCUGUUCGAGAACCAGUCGCCAGCACACGUGUACUACCGGUGGAAACUGUUCUCCAUGUUGCAGGGAGACUCGCCUAAGACAUGGAACCUAGAGGACUUUAGAAUGUUCAAAGGUGGUUCCGUGUGGCGUCCGCCCGUCAUGAACCUGUACACGGCCGGCAUGCCCGACGACCUGGUGGACGAGGAGGACGCCAAGGAGAACAUACGGGGCACGCUCUCCAACAAUCAGCGCGACCGCCUCGAGGAGCUGAUCCGUAACUUAUGUCCGUCGCGGCGCAGCGUGGGCGAGGCCAUGGCGUGGUGUCUGGAGCACGCGGAGGCGGCGGGUGAGGUGGCGGGCUGUCUGGCCGAGGCGCUGGCUCAGCCGAAGACAGAGCCCGCGCGUAGAGUGGCCCGACUAUAUCUACUCUCGGAUAUACUACACAACGCUGGGGCCAAGUUGACCAACGCCAGCGCAUACCGCGGAGCGUGA